Molecule: messenger RNA, 6890 nt
Organism: Zootermopsis nevadensis
Lineage: Eukaryota; Metazoa; Arthropoda; Insecta; Blattodea; Termopsidae
Gene: Taf3
Product: TBP-associated factor 3
Biological process (GO): positive regulation of transcription by RNA polymerase II
Cellular component (GO): transcription factor TFIID complex
Molecular function (GO): transcription factor binding; p53 binding; protein heterodimerization activity
Source: RefSeq, a predicted model, not a curated record
CGUAGCGUUACUUUGGUAAUCCUGGGCGUGAAAAAGUAAAUAUAUGCCAGCAGAGCUGUACAUCGUAUGUGUGGAGUCGUCCGAAGGUGCUGUGUAGAAAUUUGUAGUGUGAAGAAAAGCAUAAUGUUUGUUCAGUUGAUUCCUACAACGUGAUUACAUUUUAAUAAAAAUGUUACUGAGAAUACACCUGUUUUAUAAAAUGAAAAUAUUUUAUGAGAAGUAAGAAUGGCAGAAACUUUUUCGAGAAACGCAUUAAAAAUGGUUGUUGCCCAGAUGUGCCAAACCAUCGGUUGGCAUGGAAUUCACAAUACGCCUUUGGAUAUUAUGAUCGAUGUAUUACAAAGGUAUAUGGCAGAAGUUGGAAAACUUAUGCACCGGUAUAGUGAACAGUUUGGACAUACAGUGCCAAACCUUGAUGAUGUAGGUCUUACAUUCCGGGACAUGGGCAUAAACUUACUGGAAUUGGAGGAAUAUAUAAGGAAUGUUGAUUCUGUACCAUGUGUGUAUGAGAUUCCUAAGUAUCCAAUACCCCGGGACUCCCACCUAAACUUCUUGAAACCAGGCAGUAGAGAGGUGGUUACACGGCCAGUGCACGUUCAUGAGCACUUGCCACCCAUGCAUCCGGAGAUGGAAGAGGAGGAAUAUGGUAACAAACAAGUGCCACUUUCUGUAGACACUGCAUCAUCUUCAGGAGCAACAUCUCCUCUGGCAAGCCCCAAGGGAAAUGUUUUUAAACGGCCUGGUGACCCCAUCUCUGUAGAGAGCCCAGCUGUUAAAAGAGCAAGAUUAAUGUUAGAGGAGGAAGGGCGGCCUUUGCGUGAAAUCAGCAGCGUCAUGAUGACCACAUCUGGAUUCUUGUCUCCGGCAAGAGAAGGAAAACUUCCUGAGUCACGAACGCCAUUACAGCCAUCAGACUCACGUUCAAAUUCCCCUCAGCCAACAUCAUAUCCUAUGGUCCCUCCUGAAGUGAAGGGUGAUAAGAAGACAAAGAAGUUGCCAUUUAAGAAAACUAUAGAUGGUAUAAAAAAGAUAGGAGACAAAGAAAAUAAAAAGAAAGAUAAUAAAUUAAAGGACUUAAUCAAAGUGGAAAAACACGUACCCACAGACGAGUCAAAGGUUAAAAAGUUGGUGAGUAUGAAGGAAUUAUCAAAAUUAAAAGCCCUGAAAUCAGGAGCACUGAAAAUGAUGGCUCAUGCAGGCAGUACUUCAGGUCCAAGUACAAAUGUGAAACCUCCAAAGCUUAGUCCGCCCAAAAUAACAGCAGUCAAAUCGCCUAACCUAAGUACUCCUAAGACUGGUAAGCCUGUUGCUCAGGUCAAAACUCAGAAAACAGAAAAGAUAUUUCCUUUGCCAGUUUCAGUUCCUCAGCAGAGAGUAGUGACUCCUGAAAAAUGCAAAGAUAUAAAAGUUGUGGAAGGAAAGUUAUCAUCAGAACCUGACAAACAGAAACUUAAUAUCUUCAAGAAGAUUUCAAAAGUGAAAGAGGAGAAACCUGAAAAACUAGAGAAAGUGGAGAGAAUAGAACAUUUUGAACCUCCUCCCAGAGAUUCUCGUGAAAGUUCACCUGGGCUUGUGAUAGACGAAUCAGAGGCUAACAGUCGUCAGCGGGAAGCACGUAUGGCUCAGAUAGAUGACUGCAUUGAAUCUGUUAUUCAGCGAAGUAUGGAAAUAGUAGAAGAGGAACCAAAACUUCCCAAGGAGAGGAAAUCUCCCUUGUCUCAUGUUGCAGAAUCUUCUUCAUCUAAGGUUGAUGAGACCAUCAAUGAUGUAGUGUCUGGUCAUACAUCUGGUCCAGGCUCUGAUCAUGAUGUAUAUAUGUUUGAUGAUGAUCUUUCCCCUCCUGGAACACCUUCAACACCCAGAACACCAGAAUUACCAACACCUCGAAAAGUUCAGGAUCAGAAGGAGAGAAAAAGGAAAAAAGACAAGUCCAAGUCUAAGAAGGACUCUAAAGGAAAGUCACUGAAGGGCUCUGUCAGUCCAAAGAAAAUCAAAAUGGAACUUCCUGAACCAGUGACUCCAGACAGACCCAAGACACCUGAGGCACUAGAGCCUCGUGACCAACCUCUUGCUGCUCCUGUGUUUCCUUUCUUCCCUCACUUCCCACCAGCACCUGGUCUUAUUCCUCCGCCUAUCGGACAUCCUCUCUUUCCAAGAUUUCCGUUAACUCUUGGAAAGAACUUGCCACAUCCUGCAAUGCCAAACUUACCCCUGCCUCCACCUUUAUUCAUGCAACCCCGGGCAGAAGAAAUUCCAGAACCUAAAGAGAAGCCAGUGGUGGAGAAACCUGCACCAGUGAUUGUUCCAGCAAUGCCAUUGGUGCUGAAGACAGAUAAAUCAGAAAAACCACAACAGAUUCCAGCUCCAACAGUGAAGGAAAAGCCCGGUGAAAAGAAAUUAAAAGAACAUAAAAAGAAGGAAAAGGAUAAAACAAAGAAGAAAAAGGAUAAGAAAGAAAAGGUUAAAGGAAAAGAAAAAGGUGAAAGAAAGAAAGUGAAAGUUGAGAAUAAAGAGAAACAUAAAGACAAAUUAAAAGACAAGAAGGAGAAAAAAGAUAAAAAAAAGGAGAAAGAAGUUGCUGCUGUGGUAGCAGCAGCAGGGGGGUUUGCAACUUCAGCAUCAAAUAAGCAGGUACAUGAUGAUUUGUUUGGACAGCAUGAGGAAAAAGGUGAAUCGGGUGUACCUAAAAUAACAUUCCGUUUAGCUCCGGCGUCCCCACGCCCUCCUACUCCUGAUGCACAGCCACGGAAGAUUGUCAUCAAACCAGUAGUGAAGAAUCAAGAUGAAGGAAAUAAAUGUCCUGCUUCAGAAAUGGUGAAAAGAGAACCAUCUCCAGAGUUGGCUCGGAUUUCUGCUCUAAUUACUCGUCCUCCCAAACAGAAACCAGCAAGUAAGACAACACAACCAAAACAAGAAAAUGUUUCAGAACUAGUUGCCUCACCCACUAUAUCUUUUCCACCUCCUACACCUGGGGUUGGCUCAGCUGUGCCAACAACUGGCUCCAGCUCACUGUUAGCAAAAACAAAGAAAGGUGUUACAAAACCCAUUCAAAAGGUCAGGGGCAAAGAACUGACCAAGAAAACAGGAAUGACAACUGAAACGGAGCCCACAAAGGAACCUGUAGCAUUUUAUUAUGAUAAUGAUGGAAAUAAGGUUUGGAUAUGCCCAGCAUGUGGAGGACAAGAUGAUGGAAGUCCUAUGAUUGGGUGUGAUGACUGUGAUGCAUGGUAUCACUGGGUGUGUGUGGGCAUUCAAGUCCCUCCAGAUGAGAAUGAGGACUGGUACUGCCGAGUAUGCAUUGUUAAAAAGCAAGAAAAUAUUGCAGACAAAAAGAAGAAGUCCCGCAAGAAGAAAACAGUUACAUAAGACAUCUGAUUUUAGUCAUCCAUAUUAUUCCUCUACAUUACUGAGAUCAUGCAACCAUGGUGUACAUGAACUUCUGUAUGCACAGAUCUGUAUUAAAAUAUAAUAUUCCUUAAGUGGGGUCACUGACAUUGCAGUUAAUGCAGUAUUUAAGGGAAACUUGAGUGAGGUUUGCGUAAUCUCAUCUCACAGCACUUAUUGUUAUUUACUACUGAGUGAUUUUAUGUUGAAACAUUAUCUUCAUAUAAACAUAUUAUUUAACUGCAUUGUUCUUUCAUGCAUGGUGAAUAAUAAAAGUAUGUUGGCAAUUUUACAAGACUGUACAUAUUGAUUAUACCAGAGGAAUGAAAUUAAGUAAGGUUCUUUUUAUAGAUCUAGAAUUUAUACUUGGGCACAACUCCCCAAUCAAGUGGUUAACCAAUAUAUUGUUUUGAGGCAGUAACAGCUUGCUAUUCUUGGUUGCACAAGUCCUCAGGAAUAGCAUUUACAUAAGUCUCUUCCUGUUAUAUUUUGCCUCAUAUUACUAGAUCACACUCAGCAAGUCUGAAUUAAAACAUUUGGAAGUGACAUGUAAUACUAAAUACAAUGGACCAAGAUCUCAUAGCAUGUUGUAUUAAAUGAAUACACCAAUCUCAGAAUAUUAUUAUUUGGGUCCAGUCUGCUACCAUUUAGGUAUGGCUUGUCCUUCAUUUGUCUGAUAAAUAGUUUGAAACCUCGUUUAGUCUGUAGUGGACAAUACUACUUAAGAACACUGGCCUCUAUUUGGUUCGAUCCUGUGUUGCUUUUAAAUAUGUAGCCUGUUUAAGAAGUUUCAUACUAAUAUAUUCAUGAUGCAUCUCCAUAAUAGAAUGUCAUUAUUAAUGAAGUGAAGGGUAUGAAAUGGUUUCAUACCCCAGCCUUGUUAACUCCUGGGGAAAGACCCCCAGUACCCAUUAGAUAAGGGGCUCGGUGGGCACCACAGCUGGCAUGGACACAGAGGCUAGAAGGAAAAUCCCUUGUCCCUGCCAGGGAUUGAUCAUCAGAAGUUAAACCUCUUCAGUAAUGCUAGUAGUCAGGGUUGUUACAUUGAAAAAUUUAUUGUGAUUUGUUUGGAGACUUCAGUUGUACCCUUAACAUAUGUAUUUUUACCACCACAUGUGUUAAUAACAAGAACAAAUGUAUGUUAAUGUAGCAGAUUAUAUGUAAGAAAGGAGAGUAUAAGCCAUUAGACAUAGGGUAUUAAAUGCAACAAGCUACAAGAGUAACACUGCACAGACACAUGUCCAGAAAAACUGCUGUAACUUUUGAAACUGUCUUUCUUUGCCCACGUAUGUGUUCUUUAAUAUGUACAGAAAUUUCACACAGUUUUAUGUGUGUAACUGUGUCAGAGAGAGAGAGAGAGAGAGAGAGAGAGAGAGAAUGUGUAUGUAUGCUCAUUCAGAAGCACUGUGUACAAAUUAUAGAUCCAAAAUUUCCUACCUCAGAAGUUGUUAAUUGCAAUACUGGCCUCUAUUCUAAAUGUUUUUCAGAGACCACAAAGAAAGUUUUUUCCAACCAUAAGCAAAUUGUUACCUUCUCCUGAAAUAUUGAAAGUAAGUGUUACAUAUGAUUGAUGUGUGACUGUAUUUAUUUUGAAUAUUUCUUAUAGAUUUUCUAUUGUAUAAAAAAAUAUACACACAUGUGUGUGUGUUUUAUGUGUAUGUAAUUGUGUGCCUAUAAAUGUGUAGAAAACAGGAAAAUAUGUGUUUUAUUGUAUGUAUAUAUAGCAUGCAAUAUGUGAUUUCUGUGCUGAGUCUACGUUUAAAUGAAUUUUACAAUUUUGAGAUGUGGAACUUAUUACAGGAAAUGUUUCUGUCAACAAAUAAAAGUAGUACAUAUGUCGAUGUUGGUCUUCUAGGUUCUAACACAGUGUACACUUACAGAUAUAUAACAGUUUGUAGGAACAUGACCGCAAUCAUCUUUAGGGCUGAAGGUACAGUAUGUUCUACUGAAAUCAUGGUCAGUCCACAUGGCAGUACAAUCCAAAGAUCCAACAUCUUCACCAUGUCACAUGUUGUUCAUAUGAUUUUAAGUUAGAUAUUUGUUGUGGGUGGGACAAAAAAAUUGUAAAUAUGGUACAGCAACUUGCUUUAAUCUAUUAUAGCAAUGAAAAUGGAGUCUUUACCUAAUUUUUAUAAAAUUUUACUAAUACAUUUGACAGAAUCUUAUUUUAUUCAAGAAGAAAAAAGUAAUUUUCUCUUAACAUCGCUCAAAUAUGCUUUUGUGAGCAUAAGUUCUAUUGAAGAUGACCAUCUUCUGAGAUGUAGUCUGGUAGAUAUUUACCAACAUUUCAGAGUAGCUCACUCCUUCCAUCAUCAGCGUCACCACAAUGAUGAAGGAAGCAAGCUCCUACGAAGCGGUGGUCAAUAUCUGCUAGACUAUACCGUGCAACAAUUUUGUUGUCAGUGUAGUUGAACAUCUUUUACUUUGUAAUGAUGUGAAUCAUGUAAUCUACAUCUGACUAUACCAAGACUCAGUGUAAUAGAAAUAAUGGCAUUUGUAUGCAGAGGGUAUGGGAUGAGGGUCCACAGUGGCUGCGCGGUCUGAGGCGUGGGCCUUGUGCUGCUUGGUCGCUGGGACCGUGGGUUCGAAUCCCACUCAAGCCAUGGAUGUUUCUCUGUGUACAGGUAGAGGCCUUGCGAUGGGCCGAUCCCUCGUCCAAGGAGUCCUACCAAAAUGUCUAUAGAUCAAGCCAACAACAAAGUUUGGACCCACAGUGCUCAGGCAUUUGAAGAACGUGUUGUUCCAAGUAUCCCCCAGGGUAUGGGAUGAGUUACAUAAUAGCAGCACAUUUAAACACAUUGUCUUGUGUAAAGAUGAAUUUCAUAUGAAUGAAGAAUUACUGGACAGAAGAUGAAAUGCCUGUUUGGUCAAGUGUCUUCCAUCAGUCUGUAUAGUUGGAUGUGUAGAAUCAUUAUUAGAAAUGCCAUGAUUAAACAGUUAAUUGGUCUGAUUUAGCCUAUAUCAGAUGUGUGUCGUUUAUGUACAGUCCAGUUGGCUGUGUGUUACAGUAUCAUACUGCUAAACUGUUGGACCAAAGUGUUAAAGUUUGGUCAGCAGCCUUGUAGUCCAGGGGUUUAAAUUCCCUGUUCAUAAUAUGAUGAAAGUUAAUUAUUGUUCUUUUUAAUUGCUGGAUAUUUUGUGUCAUUAAGAAACUUAUAAAGAUGCAUGACCUUACAAAAUUUAUUUUCAAACUUCAGGAUACAGACUAUGUAAAUGUGUUUAAUAAUAUUACUCUGCUAAUGAUAAGGUCAGUUACAUUUGUCAUUGCAGUUUAAAACAUGAAUACCAUGACUUAGUUCAAGAAGCAUAUGUUUCAGUCUUUGUGUCUCAUAAUUGUAAAGUUCCCUGAAAAUUAUAGUCUUCAUAAUUGAAGUGACUAAUGUUAUGUAUUUGUUAAAAUUAGUUACCUGUGAUGUGUUAUAUUUUUUGUUAUAAAGAGUGUGUAAACCAAUUAGUUUACUAUAUAAUCAGGUAAAAGCUCAUUCAAUUAAAUCAGGGAAUGAUUU